Messenger RNA from Cladocopium goreaui, 903 nucleotides. The record is from the annotation of a GenBank genome assembly. Lineage: Eukaryota; Dinophyceae; Suessiales; Symbiodiniaceae.
AUGGCGCCCAAGAGAAAGGCGGGACCUCUGGACACGCUGCCGCCCAUCUGCGCGGGGGCCGUGGUCACCUCCAUUGCGAUGUAUCCGGUUGACGUCGUGCGCGCUAUUUGUAUGUCCAACCCUGGAACUGGCGCAGGAGAGGCGUUGAAGGGAUUUUUGGAGGCGCAUGGCAUCAUGGGCUUCGUGAAGCAGGGCUUGGUGGCGGAAGUGACCAGGGCAUCCAUCUCCCGAGCCAUCAAGUUCUUUAUGCAGCCAAUUGUGCACAAGAGCCUCUAUGGCAAGCCAGAAACAAAGGGCACCCCUGUGAGCAAGGGAUUGGCAGGUGCGAUUGGCACUGUGCCAGAGGUGUUGGCCAUUUCUCCUCUGGAGAACAUCAAGCUGGCAGCACAGCUGGACAAGGAAGGAAGGUUCAAUGGAUCUGCUGACAUUGCCAAGCACAUCAUGAAGACUCGAGGCUUCGGAGGUUUGAUGAUCGGCUACGCUGGAAUGCAGGUGCGGCAAUGUCUCUGGACCGGCGGCUUUUUCCUGACCCUGGACCUCUACAAGGGAUGGGUGUCCAAUGUCGUGUCCAACAAGUUGGCUCAGGACGUGCUCUCCGGCUUCGCCGCCGGCGCCACGGGGACUGCCAUGAACUGCUGGACUGACGUGUGCCGAUCGAUCGUCCAGAAGAAGGCCUUGGCCGACACCUUCGACCCAAGCAUUCCAAGGCCCAGUGCCUUUGAGCCCUACAACCCGGCGCCCUUCUUCGCCGAGGCGGCUCACUUGGCGUCCACCAAGGGCAUUGGUGGCCUCUACGCGGGCGUGGGGCCCAAGAUGAUCCACCUGGGCGGCAGCGGCGCGAUUUUGGCCGUGCUGAUGCCGCGCUUCAAGGGGAUGUGGUUCGACAUGAUGAACCUGGAGUGA